Messenger RNA from Dicentrarchus labrax (European seabass), 1224 nucleotides. It is a transcript of the gene mpdu1b, whose product is annotated as mannose-P-dolichol utilization defect 1b. The record is from RefSeq and is a predicted model, not a curated record. Gene Ontology annotation, biological process: oligosaccharide biosynthetic process. The transcript has 7 exons. Bases 38 to 811 code for a protein of 257 amino acids. Lineage: Eukaryota; Metazoa; Chordata; Actinopteri; Moronidae.
UUACACAUUGUACGGCAACGUCAUAUUAAUCCCCACAAUGGCGGAGAAAACAGUCCUGGAUAAAGGGUCAUCGUUUAUGGAUCCUUUCAAAGGACUUUUACUGACAUAUUUUAUGCCCGAAUCAUGUUACGACGAGUUCUUUCUCAAUUUCAACCUAUUGGACGUACAAUGUCUGAAGAUUGUGCUGAGCAAAGGCCUAGGGAUCGGCAUCAUCCUCGGAUCAGUGAUGGUGAAGCUGCCUCAGAUCUUAAAGCUGAUGGGAGCAAAGAGCGCUGAGGGACUGAGCUUCAAGUCUGUUCUGCUGGAGCUGCUAGCCAUCACAGGAACAAUGGCCUACAGCAUUGCCAACAAGUUCCCUUUCAGUGCCUGGGGUGAGGCUCUGUUCCUCAUGCUGCAGACCGUCGCCAUUGGCUUCCUCAUUCAGUACUAUGGAGGAAAAACCAGCAGAGGUCUCCUCUUCCUGAUUGUGUAUUUUGGCCUGCUCAUCCUCCUGCUGUCUCCAGUCACUCCCCUGUUAGUGGUUACCUAUAUGCAGGCCUCUAACAUGCCUGCAAUCAUCAUCGGCAGGUUGAUCCAGGCAGCCUCCAACUUCCGCAAUGGGCACACUGGCCAGCUGUCUGCCAUCUCUGUCUUCUUGCUGUUUGCUGGAUCCCUUGCCCGCAUCUUCACCUCACUACAGGAAACUGGAGAUUCACUGAUGGCCCUCACCUACGUUAUAUCCUCCGCCUGUAAUGGCGUCAUUGCUCUGCAGGUUCUCUACUACUGGAACAGCUCCCCAGAAUCCAAGAAGAAGAAAAAGAAGAGAGAGUAGGCAAAGGACAGUCACUAAACUUCAAUCAUCGAGGAACACUUUCCAACUUGUCCAACUUUAGACACUCUCAAAGAGAGGCGAUGGGUCCAGACUCCUGCUGUGCCAUAUACUGUUAUUACAUUCCUCUUAAUUCAGUUUUCCUCAUUAGAGUCAGGCUUUGUUCAUACUGGUGUGUUAGAAUGUUUAUACACAGUUUGUGCACUUGCCUGUUGAUUUUUCACAUCCAGUGUCUCCGAUUACAGUUCUAAUCAUCAAGAUUAUUUCUUUAAAUGGUUUAAAAGUUUUUGCCUUAGAUAAAGAAUGAUUUAUUGUUUUAUCAUUUCACAUAAACAUAAUUCCACACUAGUUCCUAUAAUUGUAGGGUAUUUUCUAUGGUCUGUAUUUGGUGACAUUAUGAGAUGACAUUGAUGCUA